CAAGAGUGCUAUUCGAAGCAGCCAGCAGUCAGUCAAUGGGGUUGGCGUUCUCGCAACUAUCGAGGACUGCUCAAAGAUGAUCCCUACACAAGACAUGGACAAUAGGACAGAAUAUUACAACAUCUAUGGGGCAUACUUUGCCCCCUUAAGGUCAGGGGGCGAACGAAUGUUGGGCGAGGGACUGACUGGUGAGGAUCUGGCUAUGAUACCAGAGCACUGGUUCAAGUACCCAGAGCCACCAGCUAGUGCACACACAGCUCUAUGUCUUCUCUACUGCUUCUUUACAGCGGCGGCUCUUAUUGGAAAUGGAAUGGUUAUUUUUAUUUUCGCCUCGACGAAAUCUCUACGAACAGCUAGCAACCUUUUGAUUUUAAAUCUAGCAAUAUUCGACUUCAUUAUGAUGCUCAAAGCACCCAUUUUCAUAUAUAACAGCGCUAUGCGAGGAUUUGCAGCAGGUGCCCUUUGGUGCAAAAUAUUUGCAGUUAUGGGAUCCUAUAGCGGCAUCGGUGCUGCAAUGACUAACGCUUGCAUCGCUUAUGACAGGCAUUCAACAAUCACAAGACCUCUUGAUGGACGGCUAUCCAGAGGAAAAGUGGUACUAAUGAUAAUUUGUAUAUGGAUAUACACGACACCCUGGUCUUUGAUGCCACUGUUUAGAGUUUGGGGUAGAUUUGUACCCGAGGGCUACCUAACAUCUUGCACGUUCGACUACCUUACCAACUCCUUCGACAACAAGUUAUUCGUGGGCUGUAUAUUCACUUGUAGUUACGUUUUCCCGAUGUUGUGUAUUAUCUACUUCUACAGCGGUAUUGUGAAACAAGUAUUCGCUCACGAAGCAGCGUUAAGGGAACAAGCAAAGAAAAUGAAUGUAGAGUCAUUGCGCUCUAAUCAAAAUGCAGGUGCAGAAUCUGCUGAGAUACGAAUCGCAAAAGCUGCAUUGACUGUCUGUUUCCUAUUUGUCGCUUCCUGGACACCAUAUGGCGUAAUGUCGCUCAUUGGAGCAUUCGGCGACCAGGAAUUGCUGACUCCUGGGGUAUUCGAUAAUUUUAUUUUAUCUUUUAAUAGUUCAACACAAUAUUUAUGCUUUUGUGAAGAAUCGUAUUUAUUAAAUUAUAUUGAGUCUUUAGGUUCACCUAGAGGCUCUGGAAUAUCUUCAGUUGCUAAAGGUGGAGGCAAAGGGACAUCUAAAGGAGGCGGAGGUGGCUUGGGAAGAUCAUCUGGGGGUGGACAAGGCGGUAAUGGAGGUGUGGCGCAACAGAGCGUGUCUGGAAGCAGGCGUGGUGGUGAAACGCCACUUGCGUCUAUCAGGCCGAUGGCACAAGUCGGUCCAACAGCGCCGCACGAUGCGCAUACAACUGAAUAUAUGCCCGCAUCUUCCUCGCGACCACUUACGCGUGCUGCUCUUGCUGCUUCUACAGCACCGCCAGAAUCGACGCAAGAUAUGGACACCAGUGAGGCUGGAAUGGGCAGUUCAGGCUCCAGUGAUAGCACAACACAAUCCACGACACAUUCCCAAACUCCUCAGCAGGCGGUCGCUCUUGUGCUACCGCGUAUCGAGCAGCCCAGUGGCGCUAGUUCGGGGUCGCUGAGCGCUGCAAGCUCACCCGCCGCAGCUGCUGCGCCUACACAGCCAACUCUUUCAGCUCCAGCUCCAGCGAGCGCAGUAAGCGCUGCAACAGCGGGUACCGGUCAAGCGUCGAGUGUGAGCACUUCGCACGCGACCGCCGUGGUGAGCACGUCGCACGCGGCCCCCGUUGGCACUUCGCACUCGGCGCCCAUGGUCACCACGUCGCACACUGCGCUCGGCGUCAGCACGUCGCACUCCGGCGCCGGAGUCAGCACGUCGCACGUGGCUCCGGGCGUCAGCACGUCGCACGUGGCGCCGGGCGUCAGCACGUCGCACGUGGCGCCUGGCGUCAGCACGUCCCACGCGCCGCCCGGUGUUAGCACUUCGCACCCGCCGCCCGACGCUCGCCCGCAAAAGCGACGCCUUCAAGCCAGACCGGUCACGGCUAAACGGACGAGAGUACAAGGUUUCGAAAGAUCAGUGGAGGUUGAAUAUCAAGUGCCAACGUCGUCUCGCUGCGAUCAAGAUGAUGAAGGGGUGAUCGUCGUUGACUCUGAAGAGGAUGAUGAAAGAUGUUCCGGGACUAUGUACAGGGAAGGUGAGGAAGAUGAAGAAGAUAUGGAUGAAGAACAAGAAGUUGAGGGUGGUGAAGAGGAAGAAGAAGUAGAAGGGGAUGAUGGAAAUAAUGACAAUAGACAGGAGUCACCGGCGCAGUCCCCGGAGGCGGGGUCGGGCGGCGAGGCAGGGUCGGGCGGCGGCUCGGAGGGCGCGGACGAGGCGGCGCGCGAGGCGGACAGCGAGCCCGCGCCCGCGCACCAGCAGAUCGAGGCCAUCAGCAGCGGCACCGAGCCGAGUGGUGCGCUGUCAAUUGGAGGUAACGGCGGUGAUGACGGAGACGACAGCAUUGUACCUUCAACACCAACAUUAUAUGUGCCAAGACGAAAUGAUGGGUAAAUGCUGUUUGAGAAUUAUGUUCACAUCUUUGAAUACACAAAUAACUGUA
Messenger RNA from Zerene cesonia (dogface butterfly), 2570 nucleotides. RefSeq lists its product as uncharacterized. Gene Ontology annotation, molecular function: G protein-coupled receptor activity. The coding region runs from base 77 to 2521 and encodes 814 amino acids. Gene Ontology annotation, biological process: visual perception; G protein-coupled receptor signaling pathway. The transcript has 15 exons. Gene Ontology annotation, cellular component: membrane. The record is from RefSeq and is a predicted model, not a curated record. NCBI's taxonomy places the organism in Eukaryota, Metazoa, Arthropoda, Insecta, Lepidoptera, Pieridae.